Molecule: messenger RNA, 3172 nt
Organism: Chelmon rostratus (copperband butterflyfish)
Lineage: Eukaryota; Metazoa; Chordata; Actinopteri; Chaetodontiformes; Chaetodontidae
Product: ubiquilin-1-like
Exons: 11
Coding region: 28-1659 (543 amino acids)
Biological process (GO): ubiquitin-dependent protein catabolic process
Cellular component (GO): cytosol
Molecular function (GO): polyubiquitin modification-dependent protein binding
Source: RefSeq, a predicted model, not a curated record
UCCAUCGUCGGCCCGCACAGGACUGAGAUGUCAGGCCCGGUGAAACAUGAACCGAGAGCACGAAGUGACCGUCAGAGGUCUGAAACGAUCCACGUUGCCGUCAAAAGUCCAACGGAGAGCCAAGACUUCACCGUCAGAGGAGGCUGCACCGUCAGACAGCUCAAAUGGGGUCUCGCAGAGCGCCUGGGAGUCCCGGCAGAGCGGCUGGUGCUGAUCCACUCCGGCCGGAUCCUUAGAGAGUCAGAACUCCUGAGUCACCUGAAGGCACAAGAUGGCUCAGUCCGCCUCUGCGUGAUCCAAAGGCCUCAGCAUUCGUCUGCUGCACCCACCAGUGAUCCAGCUCCAGAAAAGGUCCAGUCAGAGCUCACAGCCGUCCUCAGUCCUGAUUCUGACAACUUCACCCCAUCUCCCACCUCUCCCCUCUACCUGGUGGAAGGUCUGGAGAGUCUUGGCCUAACAAACAGCGGUCCUGGCUUCUUCCCAUCACUGCAGCGCCAGAUGGAGAAUCAGCUGCUGGCUGACCCGGAGAUGAUGCGCCGCAUCCUGAGCAGCCCUUUCGUGCAGAGCACCCUGUCCACCUCCAGCCCUCAACUAGCCAGACAGCUCAUUCUGUCUAAUCCCCAAAUUCAGCAGCUCCUGCAGACAAGCCCAGAGGUGGGAGAUAUGCUUAACAACGCAGAUGUCAUCACACAGGUCCUGGAGCUCGCCAGGAACCCUGACAUGAUAGAGGAAGUGAUGCAUAAUGAAGACAGAGCACUAAACAAUUUGCAGCCACAGCAGGAAAACCCUGAAACCAUCACUGGUGAUUCUGAUGGCGCUCAAAAGACUGACACAAAAAGUCUCAAAUCAUCUCAGGUGCAGAUCCAGACAGGAGCACCCCCUGUGCUGACGACAUCAUGUGAGAAUCAACAGCCCGCUGAGGGAGAAAGCGAGCAGACUCCAGCCCUCUCCAGUCACUCCACAGAUCCUCUCAGAGGACUGACCGCCCCGUCCAGAGCUGAUCCAAACCCUCAGAGCACUGUCACUGCAGGCAUGCAGUCGCUGCUCGAGGAGAUCACAGCCAGCCCGGGACUGAUGGAGAGCCUGCUGUCUGGGCCGUAUGUCAGCAGUCUCCUGAACUGCCUUAGCCAGAACCCUGACCUGGCUGCGCAGAUGCUGCUGAGCCACCCUUUGUUCUCAGGACAUCCUCAGCUGCAGCAGCAGAUGAGAGAGCAGAUCCCUCUCUUCCUGCAACAGAUGCAGAGUCCAGAGCUGCUGUCAGCCAUGUUGAACCCCAGAGCCACGGAGGCUCUGCUACAGAUCCAACAGGCCCUACAGAUUCUGGCUGCAGAGGCUCCUGCGCUGAUACCCACGGUUGGACUUGGAACCAUUGGAGCCAGUGUUGAUGCUGCCAAUGAUCAAGGAUCUGACUCUGUCCUUAACAACCAAUCAGGAAAUGGUCCAGGGGUUGCCGUGGUAACAGAGCAGCAGCAGCAGAAGUUUGUGCAGCAGAUGCUACAGGCACUGGCUAACAGCAAUUAUGGGGUUCAUGGCGAGGAGUUCCAGGAGGAGCUGGAGCAGCUGAGCUCAAUGGGCUUCAGAGACAGAGAGGCAAACCUUCAGGCCCUCAUCAGCACAGGAGGAGACCUCACCACUGCAGUACAUCUGCUCAGUCUCUGACACACACACACACGCCGAUGUUGAUCAGUGCACAUAUGCAUACAUAAGUGAAUGCACGUGUACUGACAUUUACAUAGAAGCACCUGCACUCAAACAUGAUCGUAAUAGUAAAUUUACGAUCAUCAACAAUGACAAAGUGCUUUAGAAAAACGAACAGAAGAGACAUGUAAGCCAUAUUUAUAUUGCUGCACUUUCAAAGACACAUUUAAAUUCAUUCCUUCACUUCCGUUCUAACCUCUGUCUGCAGUAGUUACCUCACACACAUAUUCAGUCGGAGGAUGUUUCCUUCCCUUCCAGAGUGAGAGCUUUAGGUCAACAUUAGGGUAGAAACAACAGAACACAAUCACUUUCACUCUGUCAGAAACCUGCAUUAGCGAAGGGCCAUGCAGGUACUUAAAUCCAGCUCACAUAUGUAGACUUGUAGCAGCUGCAUAUAUAUUCAGAGAGAGUCAGGUGUUCUGGAAGCACACAGAGGAUUCAUAAACCCAGUCCUUUAAUGCUAUCAUGUCUUGUCCACCACAGGCUGCAAAGAUCAGACACUCCAGAUAAUUAGAAAGUUUGUCUGGGAGGAAGACUCGACUCCAAAAGACGUAUUUAAAAAGUGCUUGAAUGUCAGUUUGUAUCUCAAGGACACAUAGACACAGAAACUCUGAUUUGCACAGUUAAUCUUCUCAACACGCAGUCCCAGGAGAAAAAUUAUAUCAGGCAUGAAAAAAUUGAUUGAUUUGAGCCCAAAACUGAGAAAAAAGGACUGAAGCCCUUUUUGGAAUGUCUGACACAGCCUGUGCUGAUGCUGAUGAUGAUGAUGAUGAUGAUGAUGAUUGGGAUGACAUUGUUGAGGCUGUUCUUAGAAAGCAUUUGUGCCUGACUUUCUUUCACUGGGAUUUAUUGUUCUUUCCUUAAGCAUAUAUUCAACUGAGCUCCAGUGAAAGCACCAUGCUACAGUGUUUUUGUGCCAUAAGGAGUGUGUGCAUUUGUGUCCCUUUGGAUUUCACUCAACAGUGACUGAGCAGAAUACUCUCACUCAUCUAGCUGACUUGUGGAUCAGAUGUAAUCAGUAAAAACUGCAAAAUGUUAUUCUGUUAUUUACUUCCCUGAAGUGUCCCUAAAAUAUGUAUUUAUGCACUGUUUGUAAUUUUAACACGACUUUAUGAUGGCUUUGUAAAGCAUGCUAUUCUCCCUUCAUGCCCCGGUGGUCACUGUAAGGUCAACAGUUCUGCAGUAGGGUCAACAAUACAGCUAAUUUAACAGUAUUUUUCAUGGAUGUUUCAGAUUAUUAUUAUUUUCAUUAUUAAUAUGUUAAUUAAAUUUCUUUGAUUAAUAAUAUAUUAAUCAUUUAGUCUAAAAACUGUCUGAAAAUACUGGAAAAUAUCAAUCACAAAUUCUUCAAGAGUCCAAAAAUGUUUGUUAAAUUUACAAUUUAAUUAAGCAGAGAAAAGCAGCAAAACAUCACAUCUGAGAAGCUAUAAACACUUACUUGUACUCAGCGUUAGCAUAGCAAUCAAUAGCAUCA